AUGAAUUCAUUUUUUUAUUGCAUUAAAUUAAGAAAUUAUCAAGUUUAUCAAAUUAUCACGAAAAUCAAAUAUUAUUUUUUCUCUGAAAUCAAUCUGAAUUUUAUAAUAUCAAUUAUUUUCUGGAAUCAAUCAACAGUGAAUGUAAUCGGUACAAUGAAUGUGAUUCAAUUUGCAUGUCAAAUGAUGGCUGAAAACGAAAAAGAUAAAGACGGGCAGCGAGGAGUUAUUAUCAAUGUUUCAUCAAUUUGCGCAUAUGAUAACAACUCGCUUCAUGCAUAUUCAGCAUCGAAAGGAGCGAUUUCUAGUAUGACAAGUCCUCUUGCUUUCGAAUUUGCAAAGCAUGGAAUACGAUUCAUGGCUAUUGCUCCAGGCCUCUUUUCUACACCAAUGAUAAAUAACCUAAUGAAUUCUGGACUGGAAGAACGUUUGAAAUACUUGGAAAGCAUUGUACUAAGUCCAAAACGAUUUGGUAAUCCGCUGGAAUUCGCUGCUCUCGUUCAUCAUAUUAUUGAAAAUCGCUAUUUGAAUGGCGAAGUUAUUCGAUUAGAUGGUGGAUUACGAUUGCAACAAUAA
This is a messenger RNA of Dracunculus medinensis (Guinea worm), 573 nucleotides long. NCBI's taxonomy places the organism in Eukaryota, Metazoa, Nematoda, Chromadorea, Rhabditida, Dracunculidae. The record is from the annotation of a GenBank genome assembly.